ACCGAUUUGAUUUGGCCAUUGCAAGUGCUCGGCUUGAAUUUCGGGUGGCCUUUCCAGCAUGGGCUCACAGAAGCCACGGAUUAUCCCAUGGUUAAUCAGCCAAAUUGGUAACCCAGCAUACCCGGGCCUGAUUUGGAUGAAUGAAGAAAAGACCAGGUUUCGUAUCCCUUGGAAACAUGGAUUGCGUCAGGACAGAUGUGAUGCUGAUGUCAAAAUAUUUGAGGGCUGGGCUAUUGUCAGUGGUUCCUAUGACCCCAGCAAGGAUCAGCCUAACCCAGCGGUGUGGAAAAGGAAUUUCCGCUCGGCACUGAAUCGCAAGGCUGGCAUCAAUGUGAUUGUAGACAAGAGCUCAGAGUCUGUUAACCCUCACAAGGUCUAUGAGAUCCAAAAAGGGAUCAGCGUGGAGGGUGAAGUUGCCUCUGAAGAGACUUAUAUGAAUGACAGCAUUAGCCCUUCUUCUGAUUUAUUCUCAAUAAACAGCCCCAGGAGCAACACAAGCAGCAAUAUGAAUGCAACCCUAUCAGAAGGCAUAAUGCAGCUACAGCUCUCUCAUACUGAAGAAGAUCUAUACUGUUCCCCUGAAGACAACCAAGCCAUGCCAUAUAGAGAUCGAUAUAACUCUCAGGAAAGCUGGUUCUCUGGCAUUUCCUCCCCGGAGAGGGUUGGAGAUGCUGAUACCCCUGCAUACAGUACAGCUCCUGUGCACAUGGGGGCACAUGCUGAAGCCUUACCGGCGGAGGUCGCCACAAAUCAAGGAAGUCCACUACAGCAACACAUCACUGAUCAUUUUUUCCAAGACAGGACAUUAAGGACAGAAUUCGAAGUGACUGUAUAUUACAGAGGAAUCGAAGUUAGUAAAACUCUGGUAAAAAACCCACACGGCUUCCGCAUUACAUCGAGAAAACACUCAUCACCAGGCAGCUACUUGGACGAUGUGGUUCUGCCAUCGCCAACAAUGAUUGCCGAUCAGGCUGUUGUGGGUGAAAUACACAAACUGUUGCGGAACUUAGAAGAAGGGGUCUUGGUCGAGGUGAGAGGAGGCUCCAUCUGUGGGAAGAGGCAAGGAAAGUGCAGGGCUUUUUGGAGCAUGACCGAGAUGCCUGAAAUCAGUCAACCCAACCAGAUUGACAAAAACGACUACUGCAUUCUGCACACACUGCAGCAGUUUGUAGCAGAACUGACUGAAUUCAUCGAACGCACCAGGAAGUCCUCCCCUCAGUACCACAUUUGGAUGUGCCUUGGAGAACUGUGGCCUGAUGUUCGGCCAUGGAAUAAAAAAUUCAUCAUGGUGCAGAUUGUACCUGUGUCAAUGAAGUUGCUUCAUGACAUGAGUUACAGUACGGGAGCCUCUUCUCUCCAUAGCAGUGAGAUUAACCUGGAAAUCUCGGACUCUCUCUCCAGUACAAAUGACGUGAUGGCUGUUCUACGAGAACUCCACGAGAUGAUGGACUUUGAAUAGGCUCCCAAUAUGCUGCUCGGUAACUGUGGUUUUCACCAUUGCAUAUCAUGUGGCCAAAGCCAGAAAUGGCUUUAGAAAUAAAGCCUGUAGGGUCCAUGCAGCCCUACGUGUAUCAUAUGCUGAAGGAAUGAUCACAAUAGUGACUAAUUUCAUCCAAAAUGGUUAUCCUUAUUAAUUUGUUUCCACUGGGUCCCACCAGUAGUCAUGAGGUCUGCUCCCUUCCUGCCCAGCCACCAGCUCACCUCCCAUGUAAUUUCAUUAGAUUUUCUUUGGCCAUUUAUUUUGUACCCAAAUAGUUUAUGCCACAAUUGCUAUCCAUCCCUGAAUGCCAAGGAUUAAUCCUGUUUCAGAGUUACCUUGAAUUUGUUUUCGAAAUAAACAAAUAUAAAGGUGCGGAAAGAUGAUUAUUAGUAAUAAUUUACUGUGAUCAAAAUAAAUACAACCAUUAGAAAAUGCAAUAUCUUUAAAAAUACACAGUGGAUCACUUAUAACACUUAUAUAUUGAGGGAUUCCUAAUGUGUUCCAAUAAAAACCUGUCAUUAAUAAUCACCCAUAAACACAAAAACAAUAUUAAUUGUGGGAGUAUUAGCUUUUAAAUGGUAGGGAAGCAGGUUUCUUAUGCAGAAAAAAGACAGGGAUGCAAAAAUGUAAAAACCACACACUAAAAAAAAAAAA
Messenger RNA from Xenopus laevis (African clawed frog), 2134 nucleotides. It is a transcript of the gene irf3.L, whose product is annotated as interferon regulatory factor 3 L homeolog. Gene Ontology annotation, cellular component: nucleus. Lineage: Eukaryota; Metazoa; Chordata; Amphibia; Anura; Pipidae. The record is from RefSeq and is marked provisional. Gene Ontology annotation, molecular function: RNA polymerase II cis-regulatory region sequence-specific DNA binding; DNA-binding transcription factor activity, RNA polymerase II-specific; DNA binding. Gene Ontology annotation, biological process: positive regulation of transcription by RNA polymerase II; regulation of transcription by RNA polymerase II; immune system process.